AGAGAAGAUGUCCUUUCAAGUUCAGCCACAGGCACAGCCACAGCAGCCAGUUCAGGUGUACCCUGCCACUGUCACCACCCAGCCACCUUCCCAUCAUUCCAAUGGUUCCUUUGGGACUGUUUUCAUUGUGCUGGCUGUGAUUUUGGUCAUUUCUCUUCUUGCUUGCUUUCUCGGCCGCCUCUGCAGCCGCCGCCGCCACCCUGAGAGCUACGGUGGUGGUCAUCAUGGCCAUAAACCAUACAAGCAGCAAAACAUGAACCAGAACCCGAACCCGAGCCAGAACUACCAGUUCCGACCCCAAGAAGGUGAUGUUGAGCUUGGGUUUGACAAGAGGAUCCCAACUACCAAACCCAACGGGCACGGUAACGGGCCCGGUCCUGGACUUGGGUAUGGAUCCCAAGGAUCAAAGCCACCUUUCUACGGUGGAAACGGAGGCAACGGUGAUGUUAAUGGUGAAGAGAAGGGAUUUGAGAUGAGGAAUGGAAGAGAAGGUAGUAUGAGAGAGCAGGGGCAUGGGCCUCGGCCUGGACUUGGGUAUGGAGGCCGAGGUCCGAGGCCACUUGUCUAUGGCGGCGGCAGAGGAGGCAACGGUGGUGCUGGUGGCGGUGAAGAGAGGGGUUUUGAGAUGAAGAACGGCGGAGAAAGAAGUAUGAGAGAGCAGGGGCAUGGGCAUGACGCUCCUUACAAGUUUACCUUGUGA
Neltuma alba is the source of this 700-nucleotide messenger RNA. Its product is annotated as RNA-binding protein FUS-like. The record is from RefSeq and is a predicted model, not a curated record. NCBI's taxonomy places the organism in Eukaryota, Viridiplantae, Streptophyta, Magnoliopsida, Fabales, Fabaceae. Bases 8 to 700 code for a protein of 230 amino acids. The transcript has a single exon.